Messenger RNA from Parnassius apollo (apollo), 648 nucleotides. NCBI's taxonomy places the organism in Eukaryota, Metazoa, Arthropoda, Insecta, Lepidoptera, Papilionidae. The record is from the annotation of a GenBank genome assembly.
AUGCGAUGCUGGAAUGUUUCUAUUACUCUAAUUUUAUUACAGAUACCCUAUAACUACCGUAAGGAGUUUCCUUCUGAUCCGAUCAUUGCAGAUCGUUGGACAGAAAAAAUCAGACGCAAUCGAAAUGAUAGCAGUUGGAAGCCCACUAAAAAUACAAAAAUUUGUUCUUUACAUUUUGAGGAUGAAGUAAAGUAUAUUACUAAAGGUGGCCUAUGUAGAUUACGCAAGGGUGCAGUUCCAACUAAGGAUCUACCCGUUUUUAGCACGGAAGAGAAGAGUGAUGAUUUAAGUCAAGAGCAAAAUCAACCUCAGCCGGAAGCCUCAGGUUGUGAGAUGGACAAAAAUGUUAAUCUAAGCGCUUCAAUGACACCUUUAUCUUCAGAACUAGAUUCUAUUUUCGAUUCACCUAAAAAGGCUUCACUACGGAGACAACUAAGAAAAAAGAUCUUGUUGCAACAAAAACACAGUAGAAAGAUUAAGACUCUGAAGCAAAAAAAUCGACGCUUAAAGAAAAGAAAUGCCACUCUUAAAAAUAUUUUAGUAGAAUUACGGAAGAAAAGAUAUAUUAAUAAUGACAUAUCCAAUAUUUUGUCGGAAAAUGUAUUUGCAGCAGAUUUAUACAAGAGCUUAGCUAAAAAAAAUAUGUAA